Pimephales promelas (fathead minnow) is the source of this 750-nucleotide messenger RNA. NCBI's taxonomy places the organism in Eukaryota, Metazoa, Chordata, Actinopteri, Cypriniformes, Leuciscidae. The record is from RefSeq and is a predicted model, not a curated record.
AAGCCUUAACACACACAUGAGAAGUCACACUGGAGAGAAACUACAUGCAUGCACUCAGUGUGGAAAGAGUUUCACAGAGAAAGGAAACCUUAAGAUACACAUGAGAAUUCACACUGGAGAGAAACCGUAUACAUGCACUCAGUGUGGAAAGAGAUUCUCUCGACUAUCAACUCUCAAUCAGCAUCAGCGCAUUCACUCUGAAGGAAAGACAUUUAACUGUGAUCAGUGUGGUAAAGAUUGUAUUUCAUCAUUAAAACUAAAAAAACACCUGACAGUUCAUUCAGAUGAGAAGCCUUAUGUGUGUUCUCUCUGUGGAAAGAGUUUUUCACUACUGAACCAUUUUAAACAGCACCAGAAAACACACAAUGAAGUGAGAGAUUAUUUGUGUUGUGACUGUGGGAAGAGCUUUACUACAUCUGGUGAAUUGAAACAGCAUGAAAGAAUUCAUACUGGAGAAAGACCUUACAAGUGCUCAUAUUGUGACAAGAGUUUCACUCAGGCUGGAACCCUGAAAUCACACGAGCGAGUUCACACUGGAGAGAAGCCGUACGCCUGUACUCAGUGUGGAAAGAAUUUCAACCAAUCAAGUAAUCUAGUGACUCAUAUUAGAAAGCAUUGUUCUGUGUCAAAGUGAGCAAAUGUUUUGUUAGAUUCACAUAAAGUAAAUGUGUAGUUAGUUAAAGUCCCCGUGAACCGGAAGUUGCAAACGAUUUUUCUCCAGUGCUGUGACGUAUUUCCAAGUUAACGGAA